Clunio marinus is the source of this 2199-nucleotide messenger RNA. The record is from the annotation of a GenBank genome assembly. NCBI's taxonomy places the organism in Eukaryota, Metazoa, Arthropoda, Insecta, Diptera, Chironomidae.
AUGAAGUUGCUUCAGGGUGGAACGUUCAUCAUAUUUGUUAUAGUUUCAGUAUGUGCAGGAAAUCCUGAUGCAAAGCGUUUAUAUGAUGAUCUACUUAGUAACUACAACAAAUUGGUUCGUCCGGUUGUUAAUGUUACAGAUGCAUUAACAGUAAGGAUUAAGCUUAAAUUAUCACAGCUUAUAGAUGUGGUAAGUAUUAAAAAGCGCAGUUUUCUUUCAACUUUUUUCAUUAUCAUUAAACAUUGCUCCAUUGUUUCUUCUAUUUUAUUUGAACGCUACCAGAAUUUAAAAAAUCAAAUAAUGACAUCAAAUUUGUGGGUUGAACAAUCGUGGUAUGAUUACAAACUUAAAUGGGAUCCAAGAGAGUAUGGAGGUGUUGAGAUGUUACAUGUGCCAAGUGAUCAUAUUUGGAGACCCGACAUCGUUUUAUACAACAAUGCCGAUGGUAAUUUUGAGGUGACAUUAGCAACAAAAGCAACAUUAAACUAUACAGGGAGAGUUGAUUGGCACCCUCCAGCAAUCUAUAAAAGUUCAUGUGAAAUCGAUGUCGAAUAUUUUCCGUUUGACGAGCAAACUUGUGUUAUGAAAUUUGGAUCAUGGACUUAUGAUGGUUUCCAGGUUGAUUUGAGGCAUAUCGAUGAAUUAAACGGUACAAACAUUGUUGAAGUUGGAAUUGAUUUAUCAGAGUUCUAUACAUCAGUUGAGUGGGACAUUCUUGAAGUUCCUGCUGUGAGAAAUGAGAAAUUUUACACUUGUUGUGAUGAACCUUAUUUGGAUAUAACCUUUAACAUUACAAUGCGACGAAAAACGUUGUUUUAUACAGUCAAUCUCAUAAUUCCUUGUAUGGGAAUUAGUUUUUUAACAAUCCUUGUGUUCUACCUGCCAUCGGAUAGCGGAGAAAAAGUAUCGUUGAGCAUAUCCAUUCUUUUGUCAUUGACUGUCUUCUUCCUCCUGUUAGCUGAAAUUAUUCCGCCAACUUCUCUUGUCGUUCCAUUAUUGGGAAAGUUUGUGCUAUUCACAAUGAUAUUAGAUACAUUUAGUAUUUGUGUCACUGUAAUUGUUUUAAAUAUCCAUUUUCGUUCGCCACAAACACACACGAUGGCUCCUUGGGUACGCACCAUUUUCAUAAACAAUUUACCUAAAUUGCUUGUUAUGAAACGUCCCAUGUAUGGAGGCUUAGAUCAAUACAGCUCUGCAUCACGUCGAUUUAUGCUAAGGUCUGGAACUGGACUUGAAUUACGUCAUGAUAUUCCUCCACUUCCACCUCCUGUAUCGUUCCAUGGCUUUGAUCCCAGCAUUUUACUCGAUCAUCAUAUUCUAGAUCCAAAUGACAGAAACUUAGAGACGAUUAGCAUAGGUACAUGUCGGCUUCAUGGCAGUCCCAAAAUGUGUCCAUCAUUGAACGUCUCUCCACACCAUCGGCUUCAUCAUCACCAUCAUUUGCAUUUGCAUCGAUCUCAUAGCAGAGUACAAAGCCUUGAUUUAAUGGACGAUAUUCCACUGCCAUUUCAAACGGAUCAACAUCAUUUGAAUAUUUUAGUCCAAGAGUCACCAAUGUUGUCACCAAAUCCACCGCCAUCAGUUGUUGAGAGUAAUGGACAAGCUCUUCUAUCCCAACCACUUCUAAAUAUUGAAACAAAUACAACACUAGCCAGUGAUGUGACUUCAUCGGUCACACAUCAAAAUAAUAAUAAUAUUUUAUCAAAAACUAACGAUUUUAACAAAACAUCAACAACAACCACAACUAAUGUGAUAAUAAAUAAUAUUAAAACAAAUACCAUGACCAUCGGUUUGACCAAUCUUGAAAGCGGUGUCAUACAACCACAAACGACAAAAACAUCAACAGAAGCUGAUGCUGAAAAUAAAACAGAGAAAACCGAGAAAACGGAACCUAAUUGUUUAAGGAAUCGUUGGCACACAUGUCCUGAAUUACACAAGGCAAUGGAUGGAGUAACUUAUAUUGCUGAUCACACAAAGAAAGAAGAAGAAAGUACAAGGGUGAAAGAAGAUUGGAAAUAUGUAGCGAUGGUGUUAGAUCGCUUAUUUCUAUGGAUUUUCACAAUAGCUGUUGUAGUUGGUACUGCUGGAAUUAUUUUGCAAGCGCCUACACUGUACGACAGUCGAAUGCCAAUUGAUGUUAAAAUGAGUGAAAUUGCAGCAACAACACAAAUUACGAGACACGCGAGACCCGUCUUAUAA